Molecule: messenger RNA, 1338 nt
Organism: Caenorhabditis briggsae
Lineage: Eukaryota; Metazoa; Nematoda; Chromadorea; Rhabditida; Rhabditidae
Exons: 9
Coding region: 1-1338 (445 amino acids)
Source: RefSeq, a predicted model, not a curated record
AUGGACUCAAUCGUCUCAAUUACCAAAAACAACCGACAUCAGGCAAAAGUGAAACGUCCGAAUAGUGUCGACGCUUCUCAUGUCCUCAUCUCUUGCCUUCGUGCCAUUCUGGCACGUGGCAUAUUUAUAGUUCACUCGAUUGUUACUAUCAGACAGACUGUGUUGAUUAGUGAGAGGGAAAGUGUCUGGGGAUUCGCACUGCUUUCUCUUCUCAUCGUUUUCGAAGGAGGCUACGCGAUCAUCAUGAGAGCUGGAGACGAAAGAAAAUGGUUUUGCACCAGCGUCCUACUGUACAUCGUCGCCACAGCACCGCCCAUUUGGAUUCUGGAGACUCGGAUUUGCAAUUGGAGAGCUGGUUUGGAGAAGAGUGUUCAGGGUUUUGAGACUAUUCAGCAUCCAGUUGCUCUAAAAGAUAAUAGUGAACUACGUCUCCAACUUCUUGAACAACUACUUCUUGUGAAUUUAAUUGUUGGAAGAUGGUUACUUCCAAAAGGAGAUAUCUCCAGAGAACAACUCUCACAGAUUCUGCUAGCUUAUUUGGCCAUCUCCUCGGACAUUGUGGAAUUCUUCGACGUCUUCAAGGAGAAAGUGGUCUACUCGAAUAGCAAAGUUCAAACCAUUGUGCUUUCUGCAUGGACUCUCAGUCUCCUGCAAUUUCCAUUCGUCUUGACUGUUUCGAGAGCUCGAAAAAUGCGAGUGGCAAUUACAAACGACUAUGAGCAACUGUUCGCGAGACAACGGCCUAGAAGUUGUUUUAAGGCGUUCUACGAUGUGGAUAUUUGGGCAAUUUUUCUGGCGAACGCCUUACAAGAUGUUCCAUUUCUGUUGACACGUUUGUAUCUGAUGACUGUACACAACUUGGUCACUUAUACUAUGAUAUUCUUUUUCUUCAAGAACAUGUUAAUUAUUUUGCUUCAAACUUAUAGGUCAAUAAUUAUCAUUAACGAUCGCUAUAUAAAUCCAAAGCCACCAGAUAUGGACAUAAUUGAGCACAACAUGGACCUGAUGAAGUCUAGAAAUCAAGACAUUGAUGAUGAUUUUCCAUCGUCUCCCUACCAUAAAAGUCAUCAUCAUAAGGGUCAUGAAAAGCAGAGUAAAAAGGAGAAGAAACGAGAGAAAAAGAGGGACAAGAAAAGUGGAGGUCACAAGAAUGGGAAUCGACAUAAUAAUGGAAAUGAGACACCGAAAAAGACAAGACGGUCCAGCUCGACAACGCCUACAAGGACACCAAAGCAGAGACGCACGUCGAGCCGAAGCAUUUCCGAAGAACGUGAGCAAUUGUUCCCCCGCCAUCAUGGACGAAGAAUGGAUCGCUUGGACACACUGGAGGAGACAUAA